UCUUUUAUAGAUUGGCGACCUUAAUUCCUGGGUCUCAAAACAUAUUAAGAAAAAAGAGUGUGUUGUUUUCAUCCCACAAGAAUCUAGCAAUGGGGAAACCUGUGGAUGUGGUUACACCAGAAAAUUACAUUUCCAAGAAAUCUCAAGUCCAGAUGUGCCACCUGAAACAAAGUGGGAUCCUCAGAAGCAUGUCAAAGAAUUCCCCAGUGAUUCACAUGGGGACAUGACAUUUACAGGAACCACCAGGACCUGGGCCAAGUAUGUGCGAGCAUCCUCCGACACUCAUCCCAGAAUGUUGUUUGAACUGAUGACGCAACUGUGGGAGCUUCGUGUACCAAGUCUUCUUAUAUCUGUGACAGGAGGAGCCAAAAACUUCAACAUCAGUCCAAGGCUGAAGACCCAGUUCAGCCGGGGCCUUGUGAAGGCUGCAGAAAGCACA
Molecule: messenger RNA, 439 nt
Organism: Staurois parvus
Lineage: Eukaryota; Metazoa; Chordata; Amphibia; Anura; Ranidae
Source: the annotation of a GenBank genome assembly